AUGAGUUCAGAUGAGUUCCUGGAAAUACUGCCGGGGACAGAGGUGAUGAAAGAUCACGAUGGCAUCCAUUUCAUUCAUGACCGGAACUCCACACAAGGCCUUAUUUUGCUUCCAACUCCGUCCGAGCAUGCCCAUGACCCGCUGAACUGGAGCAGACUCUGGAAAUUGGGUGCAAUCGCCAAUCAAGGAAUAUUUGUGAUUAUCAGCGUCGUGACGAAUCUCUCGAUUGCCCCUUUAACGCCAAUCUAUAUGAGCGAGUGGAACAAGUCAGUGUCACAGGUAGCGCUUCUGACUGGAGCAUGUAUCAUCGCCCUUGGAUAUGCAAAUUUCAUCAUUGUCCCUGCCUCAGAUAUCUUUGGGCGUCGAAUAACUACCCUUAGUUGCGGCAUUAUAUGCAUUGCAGCUAACAUAUGGUCGGCAACCGCAACAUCAUAUCAGUCAUUUCUUGGUGCUCGUAUACUUGGUGGACUUGGUGCGGCUGCUAAUGAGAGCAUUAUGACUAUGGUCGUGGCAGAUAUUUUUUUCCUCCAUGAACGUGGUUCAUACAUUGGACUAUACUUUUGGUGCUAUUUCAUGGGGCUCUUUGUUGGACCGAUCAUUUCCGGCAAUAUUGCUGCUCACGUCUCCUGGAGAUGGUUCUUCUGGGCUUGUACAAUAGCUCAAUUUCUCAAUGUCAUUGUUAUGGCGGCGCUCUUUCCGGAAUCACGCCGGCCACAUGAGAUGCAGAUUUUGCAGAUAGCUCCCGCCCAGUCUUCGGAAGGGUUAACUGAGGAAGAGAAGGGACUAUCAAGUCAGGUUGAAGCUACUAAUGAGACCAUCCUAGCGGACAAAUACCUCGGCCGCGGAAAGCCCAACAGGAGUCAAUUCAGCCCUUUCCAACCUAUUGAUCAUCAGGCGGCAAAAGCUAUAUUUCGACAUAUCGUAACGCCUGUUCAGAUUUUCUUCUUUCCUAUUGUCCUGUGGGCAGCAAUGUCCAUGGGCGCAGCCGCCAAUGCGUUGCUCGCAGUUAACCUAACACAAUCGCAAGGUCUUUCAGCGCCUCCGUACAACUGGUCUCCGGGGAGUGUAGGAUUCGCCAACUUUGCACUUGUCGGCGGAGGUGUUAUAGGUCUGGCCAUUGCUGGUCCAUGGUCGGACUUAGUAAUCAUGCGGGCAACGAAGAAGAACAACGGAAUUAGAGAACCAGAAAUGAGACUGGCAGCGUUGUAUCCGUUUAUUGCAGCAGCGCUAGUCGGCUUGGUUAUUAUUGGAGUUGGAUACGAUCGACAUUGGCCCUGGCAAGUUAUUGUGGUGCUAGGUUUUGGUCUCGUUGGCGUCCAAGUUGUCAGCAUCCCGACGAUUGCAAUUACUUAUGCAAUUGAUUGCUAUAAACCUAUCGCUGGCCAGAUCAUGGCUAUAUCGACCGUCUGUAAGAAUACUUUUGGGUUCGGAAUGACCUAUUACUACAACGACUGGGUAGUAACUUCUGGAUUCACACCGCCACUCAUGAUGAUUAUGGCCUUGACCGUAGGGUUCUCACUUGUUGGAACUAUUCUAUUUCCAUAUUUUGGCAAGAGUCUGCGCAGGUGGACUCGAGCUUCGAAGGUCCACAGCUUUUAA
Messenger RNA from Pseudogymnoascus verrucosus, 1599 nucleotides. RefSeq lists its product as uncharacterized. Gene Ontology annotation, cellular component: membrane. Gene Ontology annotation, biological process: transmembrane transport. The coding region runs from base 1 to 1599 and encodes 532 amino acids. The transcript is spliced from 6 exons. Gene Ontology annotation, molecular function: transmembrane transporter activity. Lineage: Eukaryota; Fungi; Ascomycota; Leotiomycetes; Thelebolales; Thelebolaceae. The record is from RefSeq and is a predicted model, not a curated record.